Messenger RNA from Diospyros lotus (date-plum), 905 nucleotides. RefSeq names its product glutathione S-transferase zeta class-like. Gene Ontology annotation, cellular component: cytoplasm. Gene Ontology annotation, biological process: L-phenylalanine catabolic process; glutathione metabolic process. Gene Ontology annotation, molecular function: glutathione transferase activity; maleylacetoacetate isomerase activity. Lineage: Eukaryota; Viridiplantae; Streptophyta; Magnoliopsida; Ericales; Ebenaceae. The record is from RefSeq and is a predicted model, not a curated record. The annotation marks the transcript as partial. The transcript has 10 exons.
UGGGAAAAGAAAGAAGAAAAGAAGAAGCUCAAGUUGUAUUACAACCAUCUAAGCUCGUGCUCGAACCGAGUUCAGAUUGCCCUCAACUUGAAAGGUUUGGAAUGCGAGUACCAAUUUGUGAACUUGUCAGAAGGAGAGCAACUAAGCCCUGAGUUUAAAAAGCUCAAUCCCAUUGGUUAUGUGCCGGUGUUGGUUGAUGGAGACACUAUCAUUUCCGAUUCCUUGGCUAUCAUAACGUACCUCGACGACACAUAUCCUCAACAUCCACUACUCCCUCGUGAUAUUGACAAAAGAGCUAUCAAUAUUCAGGCUGCAAAUAUUGUUGCAACAAGCAUUCAACCUUUCCAGAAUCUGGCUAUAGCGAAAUAUACGGGAGACAAUGUCAAUCGUGAAGUGAAGGUUAUUUGGGCAAAGUACCAUAUUAAAAAAGGCUUCGUGGCUUUGGAGAAGCUGUUGCAUGAUCAUGCUGGGAAAUAUGCCACUGGAGAUGAAGUCUGUCUGGCCGACUUGUUUCUAGCACCACAGGUCAAUGCAGCCAUCAAAAGGUUCAAUGUUGACAUGAUGCAAUACCCACUUUUGUCUAGGCUUAAGGAGGCAUAUGAGAAGCAUCCAGCCUUCAAGGAUGCUUUGCCGGAUAUCCCACUUCAAUCUUAGCCUUGUUACUGAGAGAAUGGGCUGUCAAAAGUCCGGGCAGAGCUGUCACAAUGGCUAGCUGACUGUGGCAUUGUGGAAUGGAAUAAACCCCCCCAAAAGUGUCCUCCAGUUGGUUCAACAUCUUCGUUGAAUCCUAUGUAAUUGUUCCAUUGUCGAAUGUCGAAUGUCAAAUGUCAAAUGUCAAAUGCUACUUAACUCUACCACAUAUAUGUAUGAGCAUCCUUAUGCUGCUAUGAUCAGACCAUUUACAG